Molecule: messenger RNA, 2061 nt
Organism: Lachnellula hyalina
Lineage: Eukaryota; Fungi; Ascomycota; Leotiomycetes; Helotiales; Lachnaceae
Gene: SPCC622.11
Product: LIMR family protein
Exons: 2
Coding region: 1-2061 (686 amino acids)
Cellular component (GO): membrane
Source: RefSeq, a predicted model, not a curated record
AUGAUAGGAAACCCGUCGGCGGUUGGAUCAGAGGUUUUCUCUCUGAUCGCAUUGCUCAUCAUCUCACUCGGAGUCCUCCUUCUCUUGCGCCAUUACCUGCCUCUGCGCACCACGCCGGCAUACCUCACCGUGCCGAUAUUCUUUGCACUCGGGAUACCUGCGAGUAUUAUACUACUUGUUCCAAUAGAUCUUGCGUCUAGCUCCCGAGGCGAUGAUGCUAGUAGAGGAAUCUGGCUACCGGAUCGAGUGUUGUUGGUAGCAUGGCGCAUUAGCUACUGGCUUACUUUUGGCCUUACUUGGUUUAUCCUUCCUAUCCUUGAAGAAUAUGCCGAUGCUGGGUACCGAGAUCCGAAAGGGAGGCUGUUGUACUCUUUGCGCGCGAACGCCAAGUACCAGGGAGCCUUGUUUGGGACUGGUUUAUUGGGGAUGAUAUACUUCUUCAUAUCAGCGGGCGUAAAACCAGCCUCGUUGAAAGGCUUGGUGAUGGCUUUAGGAUACUGUUGGGGUUUGAUACUGGGCAUUUAUUUGAUGGGUCAUGGACUUGUCGCAAUACCAAGACGACUAUUCAGGAACGCCAGUAUCAGUGGAAGGUUAAAGCGCAUCCAAACUGAGGCGGCAAAAGUACAUGAAAAGAUGGAAGAUGCCAUUCAAAACCUUGAGGACCUUGAAGCCCAAGUUGCACAGUUGUCGCAAAGGAACACCGGGUCUGCGAAGGAGUUCAAGGAUUGGAUAGAGGAACUGGCAGACGAAUCACACCUGCCAGAAUCUCGUCCUCGUACUUUAUCACGGCGCCUGUCAGCUCCACAAGUAAAUGUUCCAAAUGUCAUCACUGAGCGAUAUCUAGCGGAUCUGAGCAGGCAGUUGGAUAGGGCUCGCCACACACGAGCGAGAUACCUGGAUGAAUGGGAUCGUAUAUUACAAGAUUCCGUGGAUACUCAAGCUAUUUUGGACUCUGCUGGAUCGAAACGUAUUGAGAUUGGGGAAGCAUCACCCAAUGCCCCGAUACUUGGCCGUUUUUCUGUCCUUACCCCUUUUACUCGAUACCUCUACAGGUAUCACUUUAUCCCGUACCUUAGGAUUUUUUUUGGCUGUUUCUUCUCACUCGCCUCGUUCUGCAUCAUCUGGUCUGAGGUUACCAAACCCAUCAACCAAUACUUCUCCAUAAUCUCCGUCACGGUUGUUCACCAUGCCGAGGGACAGCAAGGGCGAAUCGGAUUCGCUGGACAGGUCAUUGCAGCGUGCUGGAUAUUUUACAUGUGCGCAGCAGCUCUCAUAUCUCUUACAGAGGUCAAAGUUUGGAGGGGCAGAGCACUUGUGAGAAGGAACACCCAUGGCGAAAGUGCCAUGUGGUAUGCCAUGCAAGUGGCCAAGCUUACAGUGCCUCUUUCAUUCAAUUUCUUGACAUUUAUAUCACCGGAAAGCCUGUAUAAGGAGACCACUUUCUUCAACUUCCUUGGGCAGUACAUAACCUUGACGCCCCUCGGAACUUGGUUCGACUGGCUAUUCCCAAUCUUUAUUUUGGUUCCUGUCUGUGCCACGCUUUUCAAUCUUUAUGGCAAGGUCGCAAGCUGUGCUGGGUAUGGCAACGUGAUUGAAGAUGACGAUGAGGAUAAUGAGAGCGGGUAUGGUACCGGGUCAUGGCGUGAGGGUAGAGACUUGAUAGAACGAGAACUACAAGGCGCCUCCUCACUGGGCCGACUCGGACACACUGCUACAGAUCGACGUUCUCACGUUCCAAACAACCCAAAUAAUCGGACUGCGCCAACAUUAACAGUUCCGCCAGCAGAGAGACAUCGAGCUCUGGGCCAAGCAUCAACAUCGAGGCCUAGCGCAGACCCCCAACAACACGCCUCCACAGCACCAGAAGAUGAGAACUUUUUCGAAGCAUUUGGCCACCGGGUGCGAAAUACUGUCGAUACAUUUGAAUCUCCGAAAUGGAUGCAAAAUAUGAAACGACCGAAAUGGAUGGGAGGGGACGAUGAUGAUGUUGGUGAUGAUGGUGCAGGCCCAAGUCGUAGUGGGAGCUGGUUUGGUCGACAGGAUGGCCGAGUACGAUUAUAA